UUUUAGUAUUUUAAACGAAAACUGCGCGACGUUCCUAUUUUACCGCUAUGACGUACUCUUGCAAUCCGGUUUCCGUUGUUGCAAGCAGACCGCGUUCUAUGCUGACACUGUGACCCCCAAAAUGUACUCUUCUUUAUAUCGUACUACUCGAACUAUAAAAGUACGAUAAUUUGGAAACUUAUAAAGAAAAUGUUUUGGCUUUUUAUGAAAUAAUUAAUGAGAUCAAGUUUUUCUAAACAAAAUCUUCAAGUUGGAUUUCUUGAAGACAUAAACUACGCUAUAUUUUGGAUAUCACAACUUUUACAUUCUUCUACCUUUCACCGAAAUGUAUUCUGCUGUCCGUACAUACGACUACGAUUAUCCUGAAUCUGAAAUGGAUGAUCGUGAGAGUCUCUAUUUUGAUACUAUAUCAUUGGCGGAUUCGGAGGCAGCAGCAGCUGCAGCUGCACAUCGUAAAUCACUAUCACAAUCGCGUAACACAAUCUAUCAUUCUGCUGUGGAUUUAAUAAGUGAAGAUACUCCUUCGAAACGGGGUAGCUUACGUUUGGAAAAUGGUAGAGGUACCACUGCCAGAUCAACAUGGAGUAGUCCAAAUUAUCGACAUUCAUCUGCAUUAGAACAUUACAAUAAUGGUUUCGGUAAUAGUACUGCUGCAGCUGCUGGCGAUUAUACUGAUGCUGCUAUUGCUGCACAAAUUUUGGCAUUACAAAAUGGACGCGGUGUGAUUGGUAGUACACCACACAUGGCUACCGAUGAGGUCUCUAGACGUCUAAUACAAAAUAGCACAAAUACUAGUAAAGAUAAGAAAUUGCCAAUUACGUACUCCCAGUGGAAAUUUAGGACGCGGCGAAGAUUUCAAGAUGGAAUACGCAGUGUGGAUUUCGUAUUGGCCUAUAAUGGAGAUGAUCAUGAAGUUAGAAUUUAAGAAAAGCGUGAAGUAUUUGAGCUCAAUCUGGAGAAGGAAGGGCUACAUUUGGAACGUGAUAAUACGCAACGUAUACAUUUUGUUAAGUUGCAUGCACCCUUCGACGUACUUUGUAGGUACGCUGAAAUAUUGAAAUAAAACUGCCUAUGAAAAAGUUACCCAGGUCAAGAGUUAACAAGUGAUAACGACUUUCAAUUUAAAGAUCGUAUAAGUGGUUUUUGUAGAAAUCUCUUUAGUUCAGUACGCCUAAAUCCAGAACUUUUCCACCAAAAGCCACAUCGUAUAUUUUGUGAAUUUUCACGCAGUUAUAAAGAAUUAUUUGAUCUGGGAAUCACCAAAUUUUUUUCGAUGCCGGUGUACGUAAUUAAUUUAUUAAUUUUUGUUUUGGAACGACAACAUUUCGUCGAAGGCGAAGAAACUCCAGAUAAUUUAGGUAUUGAAAAUUACUUUGAAAAUGGAGUCUAUGACAGCGCAUAUACGCUCCAUGAUGAUACAGAUCGAGAUUUGCUGUUAAGUGAAUGGGCUGCUAUUAAAAAAUGGAAACAUUUGCAGCCUUUAGAUAAUAUUAAAGAAUAUUUCGGACCGAAAGUUGCCUUAUAUUUUGCUUGGUUGGGUUUUUAUACGCAUAUGUUAAUACCAGUAAGCAUAAUUGGUAUAUUGUGUUUCAUAUAUGGAUUUAUUACGUGGGGUACAGAUACAAUCAGUCAGGAAAUUUGCAAUGAUAAUAAGACGACACUUAUGUGUCCGCAAUGUGAUCGCAGCUGUGACUAUUGGAAACUGCAAGAGACUUGUAAUUCUUCAAAAAUGAAUUAUUUAAUAGAUAAUAAUUUGACUGUAUUUUUUGCGUUUGUUAUGUCGAUUUGGGCUGUUUUGUAUUUGGAAUUUUGGAAACGUUAUUCAGCUGGACUCGUUCACCGUUGGGGUCUAACCGGUUUCUCACACCAUGUUGAACAUCCACGGCCACAGUAUUUAGCGAAACUACGUAAAUCCAAAACUGUUGCUACAAAGUUAAAUACGACAAAUAAUGUUUUAGAGCCAGAUGUGCCGUUUUGGAGAACAAAGUUCCUACCCAGUUUUACUAGUUAUAGUAUAAUGGUGUUAUUUAUUUGCAUAUCAUUGAUAGCGAUAUUUUCGUUGAUUGUAUAUCGUAUGGCGCAGAAAGCAUCACAUAGUAUACUAGGCAACGAAGACACGAUGACUUACAAAAUUAUGGUCUUACCCAUGACAGCGGGUAUUAUCGAUUUAAUAGUAAUCUCUUUAUUAGAUUAUGUCUACUCGAACUUAGCUGUUUACCUGACAAAUCUGGAAUAUUGUCGUACACAAACUGAAUAUGAUGAAAGUCUGACAAUCAAAAACUACAUAUUCCAAUUUGUCAAUUACUACUCUUCGUUGUUUUAUAUUGCAUUUUUGAAAGGUAAAUUUGUUGGAUACCCAGCUAAGUACAAUCGUAUUUUGGGUUUCCGUCAAGAGGAAUGCAGUCCCGGUGGUUGUUUAAUGGAACUUUGCAUGCAGCUUGUUAUAAUAAUGGUUGGUAAACAGGCCGUUAAUGCCAUUGUUGAGAUGUUGAUACCAUAUUUAUCGCGCACGUGCCGAAAGUUCUGUGCACGCUUUAAUAAAACGCAAGUGGAUACUGAAGAAAAAUUAGUCUCUUGUAAUCAAUGGACUGAAGAUUAUCACUUACAACCAUGGACGAAUACUUCGAUGUUUGCAGAAUAUUUAGAAAUGGUACUCCAAUUUGGUUUCAUUACACUUUUUGGCUUAGCAUUCCCAUUAGCUCCACUACUUGCAUUAAUUAAUAAUGUGCUUGAAGUACGUUUGGAUGCUAUAAAGAUGUUAAAACUAUUUCGUCGUCCUGUGGGUCAACGUGCACACAAUAUUGGUGUUUGGUAUCAUAUGCUAACAAUUGUCACGAAGAUUGCAGUUGCUUCAAGUGCUAUGAUUAUUGCAUUUUCUACAAAUUUAAUACCAAAAUUAGUAUAUAAAACUGCCACGCAUGAUGAGUCUUUGAAUGGUUAUUUAAAUUUCACACUGGCUUAUUUUAAUACAGAACAUUUUCAGGUGCAACCUGUUCUUGUGGGUAGCCCAUAUGAAAAUGUAACUUCCUGUCGAUAUACAGAGUUUCGUAAUCCACCUUGGCAUGAGCAACGUUAUAAACGACCUAUGAUAUACUGGAAAAUUUUAAUGGCUCGCCUGGCAUUUAUUGUUAUAUUCCAGAAUGUGAUUGGAGUUAUACAAGCUAUAGUGGCUUGGGCAAUACCAGAUGUACCUAGUAAGUUACUCAAGCGUAUAAAACGUGAAGACUUUUUAUUGCGUGAACAUAUUAUCGAAUAUGAAAAGAAAACUGCUGCAGAAAAAGUUGCUAUGCAUAAACUUAACGACAAUGCCAAUAUUAUAGGAAGCAAAGUUCUUCCAAAUCAGUCGUCAAAUGCCCAGCAGUCAGAUGCAGAAACUGAUAUACUACGUAAACGUUAUUCUAAUAACACCCCAUCAGAUGGUGUAUACAGCAAUGAUCGAACAACCCCAGUGUAAAAGUCAGAAUAUAUAUCACACUUAUUGUAUAUAAAUUUAAUUUUUGAUCAUUUAUAUUCUAUAUCAUUAUUUAAUUAAGCUGUAUAUGAAUACUCGAUACUACAUAAGCCUAUUUUUAAAAAUACUGAUCUAUUCUAUUUAUGUUGUUAUGUUGAAUAUAAUGCAUUGUAUUUAUAUUUAGUAUUUAUUAUAAUCACACUAAUUUUCAUUCUAAACCAGUGAAAUAUUGUAAUUUAUUUGUUUACUCUCUGUUUGUAUAUCACUUAAAAAUAGUUUUAUAUUUAAACUCUAAGAACAAAUUUGUAAAAGUAAUAUAAUGGCUAUAAAUUUUUGGUAUCACCAGCAGGUAUUUUGUUUCAUUUAAAAUCAUUUUACAAAAUCAGAUGUUAUACGAUGUUAUUACAGAAUAUUGGAAAAGGUGUUAUUUUUUAUAUAUUGUAU
Teleopsis dalmanni is the source of this 3895-nucleotide messenger RNA. Its product is annotated as anoctamin-5. Gene Ontology annotation, cellular component: plasma membrane. The record is from RefSeq and is a predicted model, not a curated record. Gene Ontology annotation, molecular function: chloride channel activity; protein dimerization activity. NCBI's taxonomy places the organism in Eukaryota, Metazoa, Arthropoda, Insecta, Diptera, Diopsidae. Gene Ontology annotation, biological process: chloride transmembrane transport.